AUGGCUGAGGCCACUCUUCACAACGCUCCCAUUGUCAUUGACAAUGGCAGCGGUACCAUCCGUGCUGGAUUUGCCGGUGAGGAAAUCCCAUCAUGCUACUUUCCGUCGUUCGUCGGUCGGCCAAAACACCCCCGGGUCAUGGCCGGUGGUCUGGAAGGAGACGUCUUUAUCGGACAACGAGCCCAGGAAUUGCGCGGUCUACUCAAGAUCAGGUAUCCGCUAGAACAUGGCAUCGUGACGGAUUGGGAUGAUAUGGAGAAAAUCUGGCACUACGUGUACGAGAAUGAGCUGAAGACGCUGCCCGAAGAACACCCUGUACUAUUGACGGAGCCGCCGCUCAACCCGCGCAAGAACCGUGAUACAGCAGCCCAAAUUAUGUUUGAGACGUUUAACGUACCAGCCCUAUAUACGUCUAUCCAGGCCGUGCUGUCACUCUACGCGUCGGGGCGGACUACCGGUGUGGUCUUGGAUUCAGGGGACGGGGUGUCCCAUGCAGUUCCGGUGUUUGAGGGUUUCGCGAUCCCGAACAGCAUUCGAAGGAUUGACGUCGCCGGUCGAGAUGUUACAGAGCAGUUGCAGCUGCUGCUCCGGAAAAAUGGACAUGUGUUGCAUACCAGUGCGGAAAAGGAGGUGGUGCGGAUGAUUAAGGAGAAGGUUUGCUAUGUCUCAUUGGAUCCGAAGCGAGAGGAGAAGGACUGGAUGAACAGCUAUCACAAGUCGGAGUCGAAGUCAGUAGACUAUGCUUUGCCUGAUGGGCACAAAAUCAAGAUUGGACAAGAACGUUACCGUGCCCCUGAGAUUCUCUUUGAUCCCGAACUCAUCGGCUUGGAAUACCCUGGAGUACACCAGAUUGUCCAGGACGCCAUUACCCGUACCGAUCUCGACCUGCGGAAGUCACUGUAUCUCAACAUCGUCCUUUCUGGAGGAACGACUCUGUGCAAAAACUUCCCCGAUCGACUGAUGCGUGAGAUCAAGCGUUUAGCUGUUGAAGAUAUGAAGAUCCGAAUCUCUGCACCUGCCGAGCGAAAAUACACGACCUGGAUUGGUGGCGGUAUUCUCGCUGGCUUGAGCACAUUCCGAAAGAUGUGGGUUAGCGCAGAUGAGUGGCACGAAGACCCUGAGAUCAUCCACCGGAAGUUCGCCUAA
Molecule: messenger RNA, 1146 nt
Organism: Aspergillus ochraceoroseus IBT 24754
Lineage: Eukaryota; Fungi; Ascomycota; Eurotiomycetes; Eurotiales; Aspergillaceae
Product: actin-related protein ArpA
Exons: 3
Coding region: 1-1146 (381 amino acids)
Source: RefSeq, a predicted model, not a curated record